UCACUGGUGCCCACAAAGCUCACACAAACUCAAAGCUCAACUCAGACUUAAGAAGAAAGACUUCUCUUUUCAGUUGGAAAAGAAGGCUACAAGUUUUUCUUGUGAUAGCAUUAUUACAGAGAGCAUCGCUAAAUGGAUUAUAAAAGCUCAGUCACAUGGUCUGCUUGAGGACACUGGAACUUGACUUUACUUCAGCUCAGCUUCAGUGAUCUUACCCCAACAUCCCAAAGAUGGCUGCAUAUGCCCUUGUGACUGAGAACUUUAAGUUUGCAUCACUCUUUUUCAAGAGUAAAGAUGUGAUGAUCUUUAAUGGUUUGAUCGCUCUGGGCACUGUGGCAAGCCAGACUGCGUACAACGUUUUUGCCUUUGAUUGUCCAUGUUCUCCUGGGAGGAAUUACUACUACGGAAUAGCUGCCAUCGGAGCGCCUGCAUUGGCAUUUUUUAUUGUUGGAGUAAUGAUGAACAAGAGAACUUGGGAUCUUGUAUCAGAGUGUCGCCUCAGGAAGUUCAGGAAACUGUCGGCGGCAGCUGCAUUUGCAGUAUUGGGAAGUAUCUUAGGGCGAGCCGUGGUGGCACCCCUGACGUGGACUGUUAUAUCUCUGCUGCAGGGUCUGGCAUACACAUGUGCUAUAAGUGAGUUUAUCGAUCCCAGCAGCGUGAAGGGCUUCCCUUCUGGUUAUAACGUAGAGGACAUGGCAACGUUCCCUUGCAAGGACAGUGUUAAAGCAGAGCUCCAAGACUUUUGGGCAGAAAUUGACCGGCGUCUGAAAUAUGAGUCACAGCUUAUUGGCUGGCUUGUGGUCGCUGGAACAUCUCUGGUGGUCUUCAUGGUCAUGUGCAUGAGACAUUGCUCUUCACCCCUCGGCUACCAGCAAGAAGAAUACUGGUCCAAAUAUCGGUCCAAUGAAAAGACCCUCUUUCGUCGAACAGCCGCUGUCCACGCCCAAGUCAUGGCUGCAAAGUAUGUUGAGAGCUUCUUUGGUUUUGUUGCUUUGGAGAAGGAUGAGAAGGAACAUAUUUUGGAACACAAGGCUGAAGCCAGUCCAAUCUGCAGCAAAGAAUGGAACAGAGUGACAGGUGUCUACCUUUAUAGAGAAAAAAACGGACUCCCUCUGUACAGUAGACUCAAUAAAUGGGCCACAUACAGCGCAGAGAACAAAGUGGAUGAUUUUGAUAAAGAAAUGGAUGUAUUUGACAGUUUUAUAACUUAGUGCAACGUAGUCACUGCACAAAAUGUGUUUCAUUUCAUAAAGUGGCUAUACCUUUGUACCUUAUAUUUCAAUAGACAUUAAAAGUUUUUUAAAGAAUACUUCUAACACGAUUCUCAACGGUUUAGCCGAGAUUGUCUAAUUUUAAAAGUCGAUACUCAGCCCAUUUUUGUUGUUAUUGUUUUGAUCCUGUGUUUACAAAGGUUACCCACCCGCCACCAAUCAGCCAAUUAUGAGAUGUUUUUUGUCUUUUAUGAUGUUUGUUUUGCAAGAGCUCUGUAGGCUUCCUAAACCAAGGUUGCAGAAAUAAGACAAGAAUAUGCAUAUACGUGGUACACUUGUACUACAAGUACAUUCACUCAUACUACAAGAACGUGUACUUAAUAGUACUCAACUAUGGUUACUCGUUCUAUUAGUAUGUGUACUUAUAUGUGCUUGUACUACAAGUGCAUGUUAUUGCGUGUACUUAAACCACUUGGAUUACAAGUGUGUGUAAUUCCAUGUACUUGGACUACAAGUACGUGUACUUGGGUUUACUUGGACUACAAGUGCGUGUACUCGUAAUACAAGUACGUGUACUUGUGUGUACUUGUACUACAAGUAAAUUGACCAGCACAGUAAAGCUAGCCACGCAAUUUCCCCAGAAAUGGCAUUUUCUAGUUUCUGGUAACAAAGUCCUGCACAAACUGGCCGAAAUCCUCGGGUCUGUAGGCUUGAAGCAACACCAGCCCACUAACAUAACGCUAGAGGAUCCAUUUCAUCCGGCAAGGAGACGAGAGCCACAGCAGCAGCACUAAGCAGUGGUACCUCCUUUGCCAUGGAGGCGUGUGGAACGUAAGAGCCAACUUGAACCGGCAACUCACGUUUCCCCAGGUCAUCACAUCCACCACCCUUCGGUAGGACAUUGUCUUCAAGUCUGUCCCAAUGAGGACAGUCAUCACGACAGAGCUAACAGUUUCGUGGGAAGAGGGGAUGGACGCCGCCUUCGAGGAAAGAAGGAAAAAUACGUCAACUUGGGUUGCUGGGGCUUCACAGGAACCUCCACCCAGCAGCUCAUGGUGUCACUUGAAAUCACAGGAUCAAAACUGAGGAAAGCUCUGAAGGACGUGGCAGUGUAAGCAGAGCAAGGCAGUUUCUGGCUCCGGAGGAAAGAUGGAGCCAAGGAGCUUAGGACCUCCAAGUUUACUUGGUAUGCGGUCAGGCCUGCGCUUGACUCAGGGACUCCUCUGCCAUGCAUAGCCCUUUUGGGGCCCAGCCCACAAGCCAGCUGCAGGGAGUGGCAGGAAGACAUCCCUGACACUGCCCCACAACCCUGAGAUGUUCCGGGAUGAAAGGGGCAGAACAUCGAUGAGGGGUGGUUCCCGACUGAUGACCCUGAAGUGGGCCCACCUGCACCGUCUGAGGUGUGACAAGCAGUUAUGCUCAGCAGGCUCCACCUACCUGUACUCCAAUCUGAUUGAAAUUCAACAUUGGUAUGAUAACGCAGAUUGAUUCUCUUUUGAGAAGCACAUAUCUGUCAGCCCAAAGGGGAAGGGGAUGCUUCAAUAUUUUGAUCUUAGUUACAGUACUAUUUUUGGUCACCAAUCAUAUAUAUUUGCUCCUUUAAAAUAUUGCAAUGCAUUCCUUAGGUCUAUGGUCAAUGUCAAUUUAUUUUUGUGCCUUAUAGAAGAGGAAGAGGAUUUUAAAAUGGAUUUUAUAUUUUAUAAGUAACGAGACAUUUUUCUAAUUUAGAGACUUAUUGAACAAAAACGGAAACAAAAUGUAUUCCAUGUACAGUAACUUCUCUCCAUGUCUACUUAACUGUGUCUUAAGCAUGAUUUCCCUUUUUGCAUAAGUGAGGUUGCUUCACAAUUGUGGACAAAAAAAUAUAUGAGAAACUCAUCUGAAUGAUAGCACUAAGAUACACCGAUGGAAUUAAAAGAAUGCUUCCUCAUUGUUUUAGUCAUUAAAGGUGAUAUUCCACUUGUUAAAAAUUAUAUCAGGUUUGCUAGACAAUUUGCUACGAAAAUGCCCAGAUUGUCUUUUUCAAGCUAUUUUCGUACAUUUUGUUUGCCUCCGUUAACAGUCAGAUUUUCAUUCAUGUGUGACUGAGUGGAUUGAAUGUUUUCAUUAAAACUCAGACUUUGUUUGGCCAUUGACAAGUGAGCAGGUCCGUAUGGCUCACUAGGCAGACCAGGCGAAUGCUAGGGGUGCCAGCAAGACAAAAGGCUCAACUGGUGGAAACAGUUUUUUUUCCUUAACUGCUUGUUUUUGAAAAAAAAAAAAAAAAAAGAUUUUAAAGAACAUAAAAAAACCUUUCCACUUGUACUGCAACGAUUAAUUGAUUAACUCGAGUAUUCGAUUAUAAAAACAAGAUUCAAAUUAAAUGUUGCUGCUUCGAGUAUUCGUUUAAUUAAAGUGGCUUUGUAAUGUUUUUUUUUUAAAUUGUUUGCAUUUAGUUUUAUUUAUUUGGGUGGAUACACUGCCCUCUAGUCUGCCUCAUUUCACAUGGCUGAAUCCAGCUGCUCCAUGUUAAGACCAACAUACUAAGUUUUUGUUUGAGCUAAUGUUUUUUUUUUUAUGCAUUCGCAAUUUACUUUAUUGGUAUAUUUAGCCUUUUUUUCUGUGGGAAUAUGUGUCUGAACUAUUUGUUAAGAGCAUUGUAAAAAAAAAAAAAAAAAAAAAAAGAAAAAAUGUUCGGGUUUUAUAGCAUUUAAGCUAGCGGACUUUUGCUAUGUAAGUCAGCCAUUCUUCUUUUGUUGUACAUAGAUCUUUAUCUAUUUUUUUUUUCAUACCGUUUGAGGAUCAGCUCAGGUAUUUUAAGUUUUUCAUGUACCUUAUCUGAUUACUCGAUUUAUUCGAACUAACUAGUUUAUCGAUUAAUCAACUACUAAAAUCAUCAACAGCUGCAGCCCUACUUUCCACUGAAUCACAGUACUUUUAAUAAAAACAAUUUUGGAUUGUCUGCUGCAGGAAAGAUGUUCUCUGCUUAGAUCUACUUUCUUUUGUGGUGUGGAAUCAUUCCACCAGUAUGUACAAACAACUGCUCCAAAGAUGGCACAAUCCAGACUCAAGAGAUAUUUCAAACUGGGGUGGUUUACGCCUAUUGACAAUCCUAAUGCUGCGCAUGAAAAAACUAUUCCAAUAUUUCAGAACAAACCACCUUUACCUUGCAUGUCUGUGUUUCUGUUAUUUCCAGAAGCAAGCAGAAGCAGAGCGAGCAGAAGAAAGAGUAGGCCGACUUGUGAACACAUUGCUGAAGAUAUUAAAAUAUUUUAAAAUUGGUGAAGACUUGAUGGUGGAAAAACAGCAAAAAUACACAAAAUAACAAUGUCAAAAUAGAUGGACUUUUGUUAACACGGAAGUCAGUACAGCAUCUUCUUCAACCAUUUCUGAUACAUUGGUACCUCUACUUAUGAACAUCGCUAUACAACGGGAAAGUUUUGCCUAUUGUUACGAAUGAAAUUUCAGGAUACGAGAGGCAAAAAUACAGUAUGGGCUGCUACUCAAAGCUCCCAGAGUUUACAGAA
Messenger RNA from Corythoichthys intestinalis (scribbled pipefish), 4717 nucleotides. Its product is annotated as calcium homeostasis modulator protein 2-like. The record is from RefSeq and is a predicted model, not a curated record. Gene Ontology annotation, cellular component: plasma membrane. The coding region runs from base 231 to 1211 and encodes 326 amino acids. The transcript has 3 exons. Lineage: Eukaryota; Metazoa; Chordata; Actinopteri; Syngnathiformes; Syngnathidae. Gene Ontology annotation, molecular function: monoatomic cation channel activity.